Messenger RNA from Alosa alosa (allis shad), 798 nucleotides. Its product is annotated as formin-like protein 18. Bases 125 to 778 code for a protein of 217 amino acids. The transcript has 3 exons. NCBI's taxonomy places the organism in Eukaryota, Metazoa, Chordata, Actinopteri, Clupeiformes, Clupeidae. The record is from RefSeq and is a predicted model, not a curated record.
CUAGAGCAUGCCAGCACCAUCACAACAGGCACAAAAAGACUCCUUUCAGAGUCCAGGAAGGUCCUGCUUUGGCUACAAAUUGACAGGCAAGGUGUUUAAGUGACGCUCCACUUGCGUACCUGCCAUGAAGGCGUUGGCGCUGGGUGAGGUGCUGGGGCUGCUGGCGGUGGCGCUGGUCGCUGGUCCGGCUGAAGGACUGGUGCUGACCAAGUGCGAGAUGAAGGCGGAACUGGAGGCCAUGCUGCCCGAUAUGGACGAGGACGACGACGGCAUGAAGGGGCCCUUCAAGAUGGAGGACAUUCUGGCUAAGAUCAUCUGUAAAAUUGAGUUCACCACCCAGUUCAACACGAGCCAGGUGACCGUAAUGGACCCCCCCAAGCCCCUCUUCCCCGGCCGCAAGCCCUGGCCUCCCAGGAGACCCAGCGUCGGUGUUGAGGGCUCCGGCUCCGCAGGCCAGGGCGAGGGUGAGCCGGUUCCCAAGCCCGAGAACCCUGAGGCUCCCGCGGACAAGCCAGAGAGACCGGUGCGUCGUCCUUGGGGCAGGCCCUUCGGGCGUCCCUGGUCGCCUCUCCGAUGGGGCAAGCGGGCAGUGAUGCCCAGGUUCCGCCCCAUGGGGGGGUCGGCCGUGGGGGCGACCCCAGCAGGAGGACAGCCAGGAGGAGCCCGAGGAGGUGGAGGAGGACUCCUCGACCUGGACGCUCUACGGCAGGGGUCUCAAACACCCGGCCCGCGUCCUGCCCAAUUCCGGCCCGUGACGUAUGACAAAAUAAUAAUGUAAUCCGGCCCUUGAGGCUAUUA